Molecule: messenger RNA, 351 nt
Organism: Racocetra fulgida
Lineage: Eukaryota; Fungi; Glomeromycota; Glomeromycetes; Diversisporales; Gigasporaceae
Source: the annotation of a GenBank genome assembly
UUCUAAAAUCCGAAUUUGGAAAAGAUUCAAAUUUAACUCUAGCCGAAGAUGAUUUUGAUGAAGAAUACAGUAGCGAUAGUAGCAAUGGUGAAAGUGAAGCGGUUCGGGGGCUAGAAACUCACGACGUUCAAUCAGUAAUUGCUCAAGUUAAACAAGCAAUUUACAAUUCUCUUUGGAAAUAUUGGGGUGACCCAAAAUAUGCCGGUCUUCUAGCAACUCUACUAGAUCCAAGGCUCAAAAAAAUGCAUGUUUUUUCUAAUUAUUUAAAAAACGAAGCAAUUAGAAUAUGCCGUGAAGAACUUGAUAAGAUUACUAUCGAUGCAGCACCCAUACAAUCCACUGCUUCUUCCA